Molecule: messenger RNA, 1053 nt
Organism: Torulaspora delbrueckii
Lineage: Eukaryota; Fungi; Ascomycota; Saccharomycetes; Saccharomycetales; Saccharomycetaceae
Gene: OPY2
Product: Opy2p
Exons: 1
Coding region: 1-1053 (350 amino acids)
Source: RefSeq, a predicted model, not a curated record
AUGAGCUCGAUUGUAAGCAGUGGUCAAGGUACCUCAGUCUCGGUGCUGAGUACGGUGCUUAAAGCUGAGAGUUCUUCAAGUGGAGGAUGUGUGUCAUGUGGGGAAACACCUGCUUGUCCUCAGUGCGCUGAGGACGAAAACUGUGUUCAAACAGAGCUUACUUGUACUCAGUGUCCUACCACGAGUUGUGUGAAGAAAAGUGGCUCCUCGUUGAACUCUUCUAGUGGUAGUAAUAAUGGGAAAGUCGUCGGAGGAGUCGUUGGCGGAGUUGUAGGUGGAGUUGCAUUACUUACAAUACUACUUUUGUUCUUCCUUUAUAAACGGUUCUGGAAAAAGAAGCUCAGAGAGAGAGCUGAGAGGGCAAAAGCUACUAGUGACUCUUAUUUUAUGGAAGAUAAUGAAUUGGGCGAUGCUGACAGUUUUAGUAGUGACAACAGCGAUUACGAAGAAAAUGAGGGUCAAGGUGCGCUACGGGAGUCCAACGUUGUGGACCACGAAACGUUUGCUUCAAAGAGACUGCUUUCAAGUGGAAACGGCAGCGAUCGUCAUAGCACAAUCACCGUGCAAACAAGAGCUUCUAAUAUACUACCAGUUGCCUAUAUCCCUGGUGUAACAAGUGGAAGGAACAAUGGAGCCCCAACAUCUUCUCGCUUAUUCCGAGGUCUCAACACUUCACAUCUAAACACAGCGGGCGACAUGCGUUCACAUAUCACUUUGGGAUCUUCAAUCUUAGGUGGUAUCGAGGACGACGAUGAUCAAUCCACGACCCACGAGGCGGACCGUCGUGCAGCUGACAAUUACUCGCAAGAAAAUCUCACUACAGCGAUCCGGGCCAAGCCCAAAUUGGUGCAGAUCCAGGAACAAGAAGAAGAUGAGCACGGCGAUACCGGCUACCAACACUCGUCUCCAACGGACGACGACGACGACGCCAACGAAGAUGACGACAAUGGCAGUUUCAUACUCGACGUAGGAAUUCACGACCGCAACGAGGCCACAACUACCAACGAUGCCAAUGGAACGACGCCAGGCCACCCAUUCGAGGAGAGCUUCUAG